Messenger RNA from Pleurotus ostreatus (oyster mushroom), 1173 nucleotides. RefSeq lists its product as uncharacterized. Gene Ontology annotation, biological process: carbohydrate transport; transmembrane transport. The transcript has 7 exons. The record is from RefSeq and is a predicted model, not a curated record. Gene Ontology annotation, cellular component: membrane. Bases 1 to 1173 code for a protein of 390 amino acids. Gene Ontology annotation, molecular function: carbohydrate:proton symporter activity. NCBI's taxonomy places the organism in Eukaryota, Fungi, Basidiomycota, Agaricomycetes, Agaricales, Pleurotaceae.
AUGUUUAUUGGUGCAAGGUUUCUAAUCGGGUUCGGGCAUUCUUUCGCUGGAUUAGCUGCCGCGUCACCCAUGUUGAUAACAGAGGUCUCGUACCCGUUAUACCGCGGACCUCUUACAUCGACGUACAACGCACUUUGGCAAGGAGGUGCAAUCGUGGCCGCCUGGACUACAUUCGGCACAUUUAGAAUUCAUAACACUUGGUCAUGGCGUAUUCCUUCUGCUUUUCAGGGUAUACCGGCGCUGGUUCAAGUGUGCCUCAUCCUUUUCGCCCCAGAGUCCCCGCGUUGGCUCAUAGGAAAAGGAAGACACGACGAAGCUCUGAAGACGCUUGCGUAUUAUCACGCUGACGGUGACGAGAAUGAUCCACUCGUUCAGUAUGAAUUCAACGAAAUCAAGAAUGCGAUCGAGUUUGAUCGCACGGUUGCUGCCAACGUAGGGUGGUUGUCCCUUAUUGCGACACCUGGGAAUAGAAGACGUUUGCGUAUCAUCGUGGCCCUUGCGUUCUUCUCACAGUGGUCUGGAAAUGGUCUCGUGUCGUACUACUUGAACAAAGUCUUUGAUUCCAUUGGCAUCAUAGACCCUACUAUCCAGUUGCUGAUCAAUGGCAUCCUGCAAAUAUGGAAUCUGACUUGGGCUUUAUUGGGCGCAGCGCUAUGUGACCGUGCAGGUCGUCGGCCACUCUUCCUGGUGUCGACGGCGGGAAUGAUCAUUUUCUUCACGCUGCAAACCGUCUGCUCAGCGCAAUUCGCUAUUCACGGGUCCACUUCUGCAGCCCACGCCGUCAUCGCUUUCAUAUUCUUGUUCUAUGCUUCCUACGACAUCGCGUUUAGUCCCCUUAUCACCUCGUAUGCGGUGGAGGUUCUGCCGUUCGCUUUGCGCGCUAAAGGAUUCACGGUAUACAAUAUCUCGCUCUCGUUGUCCCUCAUCUUCAAUCAAUAUGUCAACCCCGUCGCGCUAGACGCAAUCCAGUGGAAAUACUACAUCGUAUACUGCUGCUGGCUCGUCUUCGAAUGGGUGUAUCUGUAUCUCUUCGUCGUCGAAACGAAGAAUCGGACUCUUGAGGAGACGGCGGCCUUAUUUGAUGACGAGCAGGCAACCCACCAUAUACAGGGCCACACUACUGCCAUCGAAAUUCAGAGAGACGACAUCAGCGAAGAGAAAGAGAAGGAUUGA